Messenger RNA from Cordyceps militaris CM01, 1104 nucleotides. RefSeq names its product GTP binding protein. Gene Ontology annotation, cellular component: cytoplasm. Gene Ontology annotation, molecular function: GTP binding; GTPase activity. The transcript has 7 exons. NCBI's taxonomy places the organism in Eukaryota, Fungi, Ascomycota, Sordariomycetes, Hypocreales, Cordycipitaceae. Gene Ontology annotation, biological process: cytoplasmic translation. The record is from RefSeq and is a predicted model, not a curated record. Bases 1 to 1104 code for a protein of 367 amino acids.
AUGUCGACAACUGUGGACAAGAUCAAAGAGGUCGAAGCCGAAAUGGCCAGGACCCAAAAGAAUAAGGCUACCUCCUACCACUUGGGUCAAUUAAAAGCCAAGUUGGCCAAGCUCAAGCGUGAGCUGCUGACCCCCAGCGGAGGGGGUGGCGGUGCCGGCGCUGGUUUCGACGUCGCCAGAACUGGUGUUGCCAGUGUCGGCUUCAUUGGCUUUCCCUCUGUCGGCAAGAGUACACUGAUGACUAGGUUGACGGGUCAACACUCUGAGGCUGCCGCUUACGAAUUCACAACACUGACGUCGGUGCCCGGUCAGGUCAUGUACAAUGGCGCUCCUCUACAAAUGAUCGAUUUGCCAGGCAUUAUCGAAGGUGCCAAGGACGGUCGCGGUAGAGGUCGUCAGGUCAUCGCCGUUGCCAAAACCUGCCAUUUGAUCUUUAUUGUUCUCGACGUGAACAAGCCGCUGAGCGACAAGCGUGUUAUCGAGGCCGAACUGGAAGGCUUUGGUAUCCGUAUCAACAAAUCGCCGCCAAAUAUUACCUUUAGGAAGAAGGAUAAGGGUGGCCUCAAUGUUACGAGCACAUCACCUCUGACACAAAUUACUCACGACGAAAUCAAGGCCGUCAUGGGCGAAUACAAAAUCAACUCGGCCGAUAUUACCAUUCGCUGCGACGCCACAGUUGAUGACCUGAUUGACAUUUUGGAAGCUCGCUCCAGAAGCUAUAUCCCCGUGGUGUACUGCCUGAACAAGAUCGACGCCAUCAGUAUCGAGGAACUGGAUCUGCUAUACCGAAUUCCCGACUCAAUCCCCAUUAGCUCCGAGCACGGAUGGAACAUUGACGAGCUCAUGGAAGCCAUGUGGGAGAAGCUCAAUUUGAAGCGCGUUUACACCAAGCCCAAGGGAAAACAGCCAGAUUACAGUGCUCCUGUUGUACUCAGGGCCAACAAAUCCACUGUCGAAGAUUUCUGUAAUGCCAUUCACCGAAGUAUCACCGAGGUCUUCAAGACUGCUAUCGUCUACGGCAAAUCCGUCAAGCACCAGCCUCAGAGAGUCGGCUUGGGCCAUGAACUGGAAGAUGAGGAUGUCGUGACCAUUGUUAAGCGAUGA